AAAAUUAAUUCCACCCCCUCACAAAGAAGCAGAAGUAGCGUUGAAGAAGUUUUGUCAGAGGCAGGGUUUUAGUAGGGCUCUUCGGGUUUGUGUAGGAGCAAGCGCCAUGGCGUCUUACACAAGGCUGCUGAUGAAAACCCUAAGCAGCCAUUCCUCCAUCUCCACAUCCACAGGAGGAGGGCCUUCAAUGAUAUUUAGGCGUGGCAUGCGGCAGAUCGUAAUGUCGCAGGCGGCAUUGGACGCGGCGGCUGAGAGGCGGCGGCGGAAGAGAAAGCUCCGAAUGGAACCUCCUCUAAAUGCCCUGCAGCGUAACCGUGACUACGUACGCAAGGAGCCCUAUGUUGUAUCGAAGUUCCCUGAGCCCAUCUCUGCCCUAGUGGGUGAACGCUUGGCCCUCCACAACCGUGUCCUUUCCCUCUGCCGCUCCGCUAAUCUUCCCGAUGCGAUCCUCGCCGUCCGCCAUGCUAUGUUCUCCAACUGCCGCCCCACUAUUUUCACAUGCAACGCCGUUCUCGAUCAUCUUCAAGCUACAGGUAACCAUGAAGAAGUCCUGUCCCUCUAUAAAUUCAUAACACAAUGCGGCGUCGUUCCCAACAUUGUCACAUACAACACAGUCCUGCAAACGCAUUGUGAGAAGCUUGACACUGAUGCCGCUUUUAACAUCCUCAAGGACAUUUAUACUGCGGAAAUGACGCCCAGCACUGCUACCUUUAGCCAUCUCAUUGCAUUGCAAUUUAAGUUGAAGAAGUAUGAUGAAGUCAUGAGGUUGUUCAGGGAGAUGCUGGACAAGUGCAAUGAGGCUGAUCCAGAGACUUAUGAGGCAACCAUUGAAGGAUUCGUCAAUGGUGGUGCCAUGGAUAAGGCCACAGAGGUUUAUAUGGAGAUGAGGCAACGAGGCUCAAAUUUCAGCGAGGCAGUGUUUUGCAAUCUGAUCAGAGGGUAUUUUGCAGUGGAUAGGUUUUCAGAGGCCAUGGAGGUUUUCAAUUUUAUUCCUGCUAAGCUUCAGCCCACAGUUUUAUCUUAUAAUGCUGUAAUGGAUGGGCUGUUCAAGACGGGUCGAGAUCGGGAGGGUGUGGACUUUUUUGAUGCAUUAAAAUCGAAAAAUGUUAUACCCAAUGCAUCUACAUAUGCAAGUAUCAUGAGCUGGUUGGUUGACCAGGGCAAUGUAGAUCGCGCCCUUUUCCUUUUUGAUCAUAUGGAUGAAAACUGCGCUCCAGAUACUGCAGUGUACAAUAUCUUGCUGAAUGGUCAUUUCAAGGGGCAUGUGAAUGAUCUGGCAUCUAGACGAAUUGACUAUCUGGUUGAGCAUAUGAUGAAGAAGUGCUGCGAGCCUAAUGCAGUAACAUAUAAUAUAUUGAUUGAUGGAUUCUUUAAGGAGGGCAAAUCGGAGGAGGCCUUAAAGAUGUUAAGGAAAAUAAUGGAGAGUGGCUUCAGGCCUGAGGUUGGCGUCUAUAACAAAUUAUUCAGUCAGUUGGGUAGUGAGGGGAAAUUAGAUGAUGCCCAAGAACUCUUUCAAGGAAUGGUCGAUGGAGGUCAGAACCCUGACGCCAUGACUUGUGAUAUAUUAACAGAGGAAUUUGGCAAAAGAGAUAGAGCGAAUGAGGUUAGAAGGCUUUUUGAAUACGUUGUUGAGAAGGGUAACCUAAGUGAGGAACUUGUGGCUCGGCUUGGUGUGACAACACAAGAACCAAAGGCACAAGCACAAGUCUUGGGUGCUGCCAAUGUGGGGAAACCAGAGAUUGAAACAGAAGAAAUUAGGGUAAUAAACAAAGAGGAGCCAAAGAUGGAGGCUAUUUUGUAGGCUUCUUUGAUACAGUAUGUUAGGGGGGUUUUGUUGCAGAUGUUUUGACGACAGUCAUAAACUCCAUCGUGUAUUUUUUGUAUUGCACACUAUCGACCAUGCAACUGCCAAAGCAUAUGUCGGUUUGCAGUUAGUGCACAUUCGUAACUGAUCAGAAUGAACUAAUAUGCAAUCGCGUAUUGGAUAAGUUGGUGAUUACAGUACUUUGAGAAUGUUACAUACAUUUGGUUUGCGAUUAUGAGAUUGCAAUCUUGAAUUUAGCCAUCAGAGUGUAUGGAUUUAUGGAUCUUCCCUAAAAUCAAUAAUAAAUCCCACUGUGCUCUGCUUUCCGAAAUGAUGCGUCUUUGCGUGUGACAUUUAUGUUUCUGCUAUGAUAUGAAUCGCACAGUUAUUGGUUUGUGUAAUAGAAUAAAGUAUAAACUACAACCUUA
Messenger RNA from Cryptomeria japonica (Japanese cedar), 2232 nucleotides. Its product is annotated as pentatricopeptide repeat-containing protein At3g49240, mitochondrial. The record is from RefSeq and is a predicted model, not a curated record. The coding region runs from base 107 to 1801 and encodes 564 amino acids. The transcript is spliced from 2 exons. Lineage: Eukaryota; Viridiplantae; Streptophyta; Pinopsida; Cupressales; Cupressaceae. Gene Ontology annotation, molecular function: protein binding.